Messenger RNA from Naegleria fowleri, 1698 nucleotides. RefSeq lists its product as uncharacterized. NCBI's taxonomy places the organism in Eukaryota, Heterolobosea, Eutetramitea, Acrasida, Naegleriidae. The record is from RefSeq and is a predicted model, not a curated record. The transcript has a single exon. The coding region runs from base 1 to 1698 and encodes 565 amino acids.
AUGCCGUCGUUUAAUCGCGAAUUUGGCCACCAGAAUUUGCAGGCGUCUUCAUUCUAUCAUCAGUUGAAACCUCUUCAACAAGAUGAUGAACAACUCUCUAUUCCCUCACAACAACCUUCUUUACAUAUCAACCAACCAUCAUUUUCACAACAUUCAAGCUCACCAAGGAUUAACUCUUCUUUUAUUGGUUCCCGCAAUAAUGAAAUACCAAUGGCUUCUGAUAUGAACAAGAAGGCUUUGAGCCUUUUGUUCGCGAAUAAUACAAGACAAAGCCAUCAUAAUAACACUGAGAGAAUGCGUAAUAAUAUUAAUAAUAAUAUUAUUUCAUCAUCUGCGAGCUUUGGAGGUAAUUUUGAAAGCAGUUUCUCUUCCACGCAGAUAUCAUCGUCGUUUGAUGGCUUCAAACCAACUCCUUAUCACUACCAUGACUCUGCAAAUCAUCACUCGAAAGACUGGUUUUCAUUGAGCAACAACGGUCCAAUCAAUUCCAACAGCUCUCCGUUUUCUGCGCAAUCCCAGCAACAACAAGAUGGUUUUCCAUCUCGAUACAGUUACCACUACGUUCAACCGACGACCAAGAACACCAUUUCAUCCACUCUCUAUUCUACCAAUUCUAUGAUGCACGCGACUACGGGAUUACCUCCUUUGUUUGAGCUUGAACCCCACAACAACAAGUUAUUGCCCGAGCCAACAACAUCUACUUCUUAUUCGGCUUCCUCGUCUCAUAGACAUCUUACCAACAAUUUUGGAAUUCAUCCUCCCCAGAACUCUACCAACUCUUCCAUUCUUCAUCAUUCUUCUUCGCCUCAAACUCCCUCUUCUUCUGCUUUCAGCGCCUAUAACAAUUCCACUCUAGAUCACCAAAGUGCUGCAACGAUGCUUUCAAAAAGAAAUAGUUUGCAGUCUUUCAAUGAAGUGGUCGACUUUGUUGACGAGAAAAAGAAGCGUCCAAAAGAUCAUUCAAACGACUCUAAAUGCAGCCAGCAGCAACUCGAAACCAAGAAGAGAAAAUUAGAAGAGCAUGGAAAAAAGGAACUUGAAGAAGAUGAUGACGAAGGGUGUGGUGAAGAUGAAGAGCAUGAUGUUGAUGAAGAUUUUGUUAACUCUUCAGAGAAGUUACUUCCAAUCAGAUCUUUAGCUCACUUGGUUGGAUUGUCAAAGGAUGAAGGAAAGACCUGGAGAUAUCGUGAUGUUCGUCGUGCUCUUUUUGAAAAGUGUUCAAAAGAACACACUAAAUUCAUUGAACAAAAUCAACAACAUGCCAUUCUCAGACAGAGACUUCCUCACAAACUGACAUUAGUGAGCUUUUGCAAACGCAUCAUGUUACUGGUUUUCCAUUUUAUUAUUAGAGAUGGUAAAGAGCCCAAAUUCUUUUCUAAAAGUCAUGUUCGAAGAGACCUCAUCGAAGAAACUUUGGAAAAGGAAGCAAGUGAAUUCUUCAGAAGGAUCAAUAGGGAUGUUGCUAUGAAAAUUCACGCUCUUACUUGUACAGGGUUGAGUUUAGAACAAGCUUCCAAAUCUGUGAAUUCUUCAGAGAAUGUGUCCCUUAGCAAAGAUCUCAAUGUUCCUGUCACCACCCCAACAACCUUAGGUUCCUCUUCUUCAAGCUCUCCUCACUUGAACAAUUCCUCACUACCCUCUCUUCGUGAUUUGUUGAAAAAGCCACACGCAACUCAACGUGUCAAUCAAGAUAUUUAA